This is a messenger RNA of Schistosoma curassoni, 450 nucleotides long. The record is from the annotation of a GenBank genome assembly. NCBI's taxonomy places the organism in Eukaryota, Metazoa, Platyhelminthes, Trematoda, Strigeidida, Schistosomatidae.
AUGAGUCCGCUUUGUUACCUUUUUGUAGUAUCUGCUUCUGUACUCCUUACUUUAGGAGAUGCAGAGAUGUUUGGGGCACCUAGAAAACUGCAGCCGAACGAGGCGACCAUAGAAAAAUUUAAUCAUGAGUUGGUCAAGGUAGCCCAUAAAUUCAACUCCGAGCAUGGAAACAACAGUCUUCAUAUCAUAACUAAGUUGGUAAACGUGACUUCCCAGGUCGUUCAGGGGAUUUUAUAUACGUUUUACGUUAAGUUUUCCCCUACAUCGUGCACAACUUUUGCCAAUGACAACACUCAUGUUUUGGGCGAAAUUUUUCUUAAUCAGAAUUCUUGUGACGUAACUGGUGGAGAGAGUAAGAUUUGCAAGGUCACUGUAUGGCAAAGACCAUGGCUCCGAUCUGAUGCUUCUGAGAUAAUUAAAAUAGUUAAUUGUUCCACGGAUACGAUUUGA